AUGAGUGAGACCUGCAGUGCAAGACCAAAGCGCAAAGCUGCCUUAAGGGCAAACAAAAUGAUAACAGAACCGGAGUUGCUCUGGAAAGCUUUCGAGAAAGCUAAGCCACGUAUGUGUGGACAAGCGGCCAAGAAGACGAUUGAGGUCAUGGAAGACUUCCGCCUAUUAUCAGAUUACGAGUCCCCAAGAAAACAUUCCUUCUACGCCAAGGUCAAAGGAAAAGGGCAAGAAGAUGAUCCCGAAUUCUACUACUAUCCCUAUCUGUUGGUGCUCCAGGCCUUAUGGCCUGAUAGCGAGCACGUUCAAACCCUUGCAAAAGCGUUUGCCAGGUACUGGGGUGUCCCUGAGAUGUGGCGCGGCCCAGAGUAUUAUCCCAUGCUCAACGACAGAGACCGAGAAAUGGAACUUUUCACGGGCAAGAAACCGAGGGAGACCAAAGCACGAGAGGAUCAAAGUUCAUCAGGAAGUGAAGAAGAAGAAAAACACGUGAAACAAGAGGAGGCCGAAGAACAAGAGCAAGAGGAAGAACAGGAGGACGAACAAGAGGAUGAACAGGCGGAGGACCAAGAACAAGAGCAGCAGCUGGACGGAGAGCAGAAUGAAGAUAAUGAGGAGCAGGCGGAACAACAGAACGAAGAAGAUGAGGUUACGAUUCCCGACAUGGAUGCCAUCACCGACAUUGACGAACUGGACGAACUGGAAAAUAAAUUCGAAAAGAGAGAGAAAGAGCUCAUAGCUCUGGUCCAUGAAGCAAAGGAAGUGAUCCGAAAGGUCCAAGAACGCAAGAGGGACCAUUUCAAAAAGAAGUCCCGUGCCUCAAAGAAGGCCCGAGAAAGAUUGCUGAAGAAGCUAGAAGAAGAGAACAAGAUCUCAGACCACUGGGAAGCUAAGGAAAGAGAGUAUACCGAGAAACUACAGCGCUCAUCAGCCACGUCUUCUGCCAUAUCCCCUCCCCCCGAACAAGAGGCCGAACGUCCUGCGAAGCGACGACGGGUUGUUGAGCCGGAGGAGUGA
This is a messenger RNA of Fusarium musae, 1014 nucleotides long. RefSeq lists its product as uncharacterized. The transcript has a single exon. The coding region runs from base 1 to 1014 and encodes 337 amino acids. The record is from RefSeq and is a predicted model, not a curated record. NCBI's taxonomy places the organism in Eukaryota, Fungi, Ascomycota, Sordariomycetes, Hypocreales, Nectriaceae.